ACGACGCGCACACGACGGGCGCGCGCGCCGAGGCGGUUCACCUCAACGGCGAGACGACGCGGUCCGCGAGUCGCAACGCCAACCUGGACCCGAACCGAACCUGCGAGUCUGUCGGAGCCCUCCGGCCUUCCGACGGGGGAAUUGUCGACGACGCCAGCUGAGCUGCAAUCCCAGGCGACGUCGCAGGAGGUUCCGUUGAGGCUCGGCCGGGCCUUGAACUGGAUGGCAUCAUGAGCUCGGGCUGCUUGAGAAGCUCCUGCUGCUGAUUAGCCCCAUUUUGCAUUUGGGUGUCAUUGGCGGGCACCGCCGCUGUCCCUUUUUGGUGGAUUCCUUGUUUUUGGGCUCCCGUUUCUGGAAGCUGCUGCUUGAAUGGGCUUUUUUUGGCAAGCAGGAAGGACAUCGGUGGGAACCUGGCUCUCCAGCAGCACCCGGGGAUCCCAAAUUAACGGCGCAGGUGCAGACAUCGAUGACGUCGCCAGGACGGGACCGGACAGGACGCAGCGGGAUGGAACGUAACAGAACCACGGCCGCGGAAGCCACCGGGACAGCCUCGGCUCCUAUUCAGCACUGACCUGGCGCCCCCGCCGAGGCCCGCCUUCCGAAUCCCUGCGCACCCUCCGCAUGAGCUGCUCCUUGAUUUAGUCACCCGCCUUUGGACUCGCGUCCCUUUUGACGAUUCCAUUUGCAGUCAUGCAGCUAUUUCUCCUUGCGAGCGGACAAAAAAGGCAAAGGUCCCUCAUGCCAGACUGGUGCAUGCAGUUGGGCCUCGCCCUCCUCUUGAAUGUGGCCUCCAGCCAAAAAGUGGAGCCCUCCAAGCACCCCGUGGUCACCACCAACUACGGCAAGCUCCGAGGGGUCAAGAAGGACCUGAACAACGAGAUCCUGGGCCCGGUGGAGCAGUACCUGGGCGUGCCCUAUGCCACCGCGCCCAUCGGCGACCGCCGCUUUCAGCCGCCCGAAGCCCCGGGCUCGUGGCAGGAGAUCCGCAACGCCACCCAGUUUGCCCCCGUGUGCCCCCAAAAUGUGCACGGGGUGCUCCCCGAGAUCAUGCUACCUGUGUGGUUCACAGACAACCUGGACGUAGCGGCCGGGUACAUCCAGAACCAGAGCGAGGACUGCCUCUAUCUCAACGUCUACGUGCCCAUGGAGGAUGAUAUUCGCGACCGCAGGAAGAAGCCCGUGAUGUUGUUCAUUCACGGAGGCUCGUACAUGGAAGGCACCGGAAACAUGUUUGACGCCAGCGUCCUCGCCGCCUACGGCAACGUCAUCGUGGUGACUAUGAAUUAUCGUCUGGGUGUGCUGGGUUUUCUCAGCACCGGCGAUCAGUCGGCCAAGGGCAACUACGGCCUCCUGGACCAGAUUCAGGCGCUGCGCUGGCUCAACGAGAACAUCGGUCACUUCGGCGGAGACCCAGAGAGGAUCACCAUCUUCGGAUCGGGAGCCGGGGCGUCCUGUGUCAACCUCCUCAUCCUCUCCCACCAUUCGGAGGGUCUCUUCCACAGGGCCAUUGCCCAAAGUGGGACAGCCAUCUCCAGCUGGUCCGUCAACUACCAGCCCCUUAAGUACACCAAAAUCCUGGCCCGCAAGGUGGGCUGCACCUACACCGAGACCGCUGACCUGGUGGACUGCCUGAGGCGCAAGAACUUCAGGGAGCUCGUGGACCAGGAUAUCCAGCCGGCUCGCUACCACAUCGCCUUCGGCCCCGUGGUGGACGGAGACGUGGUGCCCGACGAUCCUGAGAUCCUCAUGCAGCAGGUAAUCGAUGAAAUUAGCGCGAACAUCGUUCUGUCCGGCGCCAAUGAUUUCCUUCGUGUCCUCGGCCUCCAGGGGGAGUUCCUUAACUACGACAUGCUGGUUGGUGUCAAUCAAGGAGAGGGGCUGAAGUUUGUCGACGACAGCGAGGACGACGACGGCAUCUCGGCCGCGGCGUUUGACUACACCAUCUCCAACUUUGUGGACAACCUCUACGGAUACCCCGAGGGCAAAGACAUCCUGAGGGAGACCAUUAAGUUCAUGUACACAGACUGGGCAGACAGAGACAACGGCGACAUGCGGCGCAAGACCUUGCUCGCUCUGUUUACAGACCACCAGUGGGUGGCGCCGGCGGUGGCCACCGCCAAGCUCCACGCCGAGUUCCAGUCGCCCGUUUACUUUUACACCUUCUACCAUCACUGCCAGACCGAGACGCGGCCCGAGUGGGCCGACGCCGCCCACGGAGAUGAGAUACCGUAUGUUUUCGGGGUGCCCAUGAUCGGUGCCACGGACUUGUUCCCGUGCAACUUCUCCAAGAAUGAUGUGAUGCUCAGCGCUGUCGUCAUGACCUACUGGACCAACUUUGCCAAGACCGGGGAUCCCAACUUACCAGUCCCCCAGGACACCAAAUUCAUCCACACCAAGCCCAACCGCUUCGAAGAAGUCAUCUGGACCAAGUUCAAUUCCAAGGACAAGCAGUACCUCCACAUUGGCUUGAAACCUCGCGUCAGAGACAACUACAGGGCCAACAAGGUGGCCUUCUGGUUGGAGUUGGUCCCCCAUCUCCAUAAUCUACACGAUGAGUUCUUUUCAACCACCACUCGCUCGCCCCCCGGUCCGGGUCCCGGCACGCCCAGAACCAGAACUACGGGCCCUCGCACCACCCAUCGCCCCUACCCCACCUUCUCUUACGACCCGGACCCCGACGGUUCAGAGCGUCCGCCACCUGUUCUUUUCCCCGGCGACACCCGCGACUACUCCACGGAGCUGAGCGUGACGGUCGCCGUGGGAGCGUCCCUGCUCUUCCUCAACAUCCUGGCCUUCGCCGCCCUCUACUACAAGCGCGACAAGCGGCACGAGAUGCGACGCCACCGGCUCUCUCCCCAGCGGGGCGGCCCGGCCAACGACCUGCCGCACAGCCAGGAGGAGGAGAUCAUGUCCCUGCAAAUGAAGCAUUCCGAGCACGACGCUCACCACGAUAUGGAGCCCCUGCGGCCCCACGACAUCCUGCGGCCCGCCUGCCCGCCCGACUACACGCUGGCGCUGCGCCGAGCCCCGGACGACGUGCCUCUGAUGACGCCCAACACCAUCACCAUGAUUCCCAGCACCAUCGCAAGCAUGCAGCCCCUUCAUGCCUUUAAUACCUUUCCCAGCACAGGCCACAACAACACUCUGCCCCACCCGCACUCCACCACCAGGGUAUAGUAGAGCCAACCCGGCAGCACCGCCCGAGGACCGGGAAGAACCUACACGGGGGCACUCCGGGAGGUGUGGUUUGGUGACUCUCGUGUUUUCUCCAAGAACAACUCCGCCGCCUCCGUAUCGUGCUGCCGAGCUUCGCGGUGCGGGGAGUUGCGACCGAGCUACGCGUCUUUUCCAAAAGAAGUGUCAGGAUGUGAUUUCCCAGCAGCCCCUCGCCGUUUCUCGAAGGGACCUCUCGCCUUCUUAGUAUUAGGGUGUCAUUCCCUUCCGUGUCAUUCUCUUUUCUACAUCUGUAUCUUAUGCCUGAGCCUUUUUCCAAUGUUUCUAAAGCCACGGGGGUCAGCGAUGAAAAGUAUCUUAUACUUUCAUUCAACCAGCGUUCUUGGUGCCAAGUUAGUGUUCGCAUUCUCAUGAAGGGCAAAAAAUGGAUUAUUUAUUGUCCACUAACAAAUGUGUUCUCAUGACAAAGUGCCAAACUGGCCCUUGAUUGUGCUUUUCUUUUCUUUCGCUGCUUGUCUCCUCCGUUCGGUCGUCGUCGUCGUCGUUUGUUUUUUUUGUUUGUUUUGUUGAAAAUAUAGCUAUAGAGAGAGUAUAUAUCAAGAUAUAUAGUUGUAUAUGUGUACAAAGGAGAAAGUCGAUCACGGGGUAUUUUGCGAAACGGGGAUCUAUGCAUGAAUUCUUUUGAAAGGAGGCUGACGGGGGGGACACGGUAGCCGCACGGUUCCCAAAGUCAACAAAAGCGCUUCACCUCCCUGCAUCGGUUCAGGAAAGAAAACGUCAUCUCACUCCUCUUGUCUUGUGAAUAUUUCGACAUGCAACGAGCCUCUGCUUUCCUGCCAUCUGCGCCGCCGCGCUUUCACGAGGUACCAAAGGUGUGUUUGUGGCUGACUUUUCUGUCCGGCACGUCCAUUGUUUGCUUGAAGAGUGCCAGGUCCAAACUGGCUUUGUCCACCGACUCAGAGAGUUUCUGAGGAUCUUUCCACUUGUUUCCUUGAUGAUUCGGUUCUUUUAUUUCGAGGCUCAAAUUCAAAGGUAACUGGCGACUCUCAGCGCACGGGCGGGUUGGCCUGCAUACGUGGAGCAGGAACGCCGUUGGCGGGCGGGCGGGAUGCAGGGGACUCGGGACCCUGACAACAGCAAAACGGGAAGCCGUCCCCGCUUGGGCCCUUUUCGUCCGUCGCUCGGUGGCUAGCUUUGAGCCCGUUUCUUUCGUUGCUCCUUCGUUGUAUUCCGAUCCCCGAAAGGGGGCAGAGGUGUGCGAGGCCGUUUUGCGUGCACAAUGUGCGGGAGAGAGAGCUCUGCAGAGUGAAUGAUGACUGCCAUGGGAAGAAGAGACUUUGCAGAAGGCCUUCAAUCAUGAGAGGGGACACACCGAGCUGACAUUUACAGGCACGGCCGGCUUCGUAUCUUCUACAACCCCGAUUCCAACGAAGUUAAACGUAAAUCGAAACGGAAUACAAUGAUUUGCAAAUCAUGUUCGACCUAUAUUUCAUUGAAUACACUACAAAGACAAGCUAUUUAAUGUUCACACUGAUAAACCUGAUUGUUUUUAGAAAAUAAUCAUGAAGGUAGAAUUGGAACACGUUCCAAAAACGCUGGGACAGGGUCAUGUUUACCACUGUGUUUCUUUGAACAACAUUCGAUAAACGUUCGGGAACGGAGGACACUAAUUGUUGAAGCUUUGUAGGUGGAAUUCUUUCCCGUUCUUGCUCGAUGUUCAACAGUCGUACUUUACGCUUCAUAACGCGCCACACAUUUUCGAUGGGAGACGGGGUCUGGACUGCAGGCAGGCCAGUCGAGCACCCGCACUCUUUUGCUACGAAGCCACGCUGUUGUAACACGUGCAGAAUGUGGUUUGGCAUCGUCUCGCUGAAAUAAGCAGGGGCGUCCGUGAAAAAGACGUCGCUCGGAUGGCAGCAUACGUUUCUCCAAAACUUAUAUGUACCUUUCAGCCUUAAUGGUGCCUUCACAGAUGUGCAAGUCACCCAUGCCAUUGGCACUAACACAGCCCCAUACCAUCAAAGAUGCCGGCUUUGGAACUUUGCGUCCGUAACAGUCCGAAUGGUUCUUUUCCUCUUUGGCCCGGAGGACACGAACGUCCGCAAUUUCCAAAAACAAUUUGAAAUGUGGACUCGUCGGACCAGAGAACACUUUUCCACUUUGCGUCGGUCCAUCUGAGAUGAGCUCGGGCCCGGAGAGGCCGGCGGCGUUUCUGGGUGCUGUCGAUAAAUGGCUUUUGCUUUGCACAGUAGAGUUUCAAGUUGCACUUACGGAGUUAGCGCCGAAGUGUAUUUACUGACAUUGGUUUUGUGAAGUGUUCCUGAUCCCACGCGGUGAUAUCCUUGACACACUGGUGUCGCUUUUUGAUGCAGUGCCGCCUGAGGGAUCGAAGGUCACGGGCAUUCAUUGUGGGCUUUGGGCCUUGCCGCUUACGUGCAGUGAUUUCUCCAGAUUCCCCGAACCUUUUGAUGAUAUUAUGGUCCGUAGUUGAUGAAAUCCCUGAAUUCCUUGCAAUUAUACGUUGAUGAACAUCGUUGUUAAACUGUUGGACUAUUUUCUCACGCACUUGUUCACAAAGAGGUGAACCUCGCCCCAUCUUUGCUUGUGAAUUCAGGCAAGCUCCUUUUCUACCCAAUCGUGGCAGCCGCCUGUUCGCCUGUGGGAUGUUCCAAACGGGUGUUUGAUGAGCAUUCCUCAACUUUGGCAGUCUUUCUUGCCACCUGGGACCCAGCCUUUUUGGAACGUGUUGCAGCCAUCAAAUCCCAAGUUCAUGAUUAUUUGCUAAAAACCAUAAAGUUGGUCAGUUUGAACAUGAAAUAUCUCGCCUUUGUAGUGUAUUCAAUGAAAUGUAGGUCGAACACGAUUUGCAAAUCAUUGUAUUCUGUUUAACACAACGUCCCAACUCGAUUGGAAUUGGGGUUGUAUGUUUGCCGAGAUGAAACCUUUGCUUUCCCGUCCGGCCGCUGGAGGACGUCGAUCCUCGCUUUUGUAACCCCUGUGAGGUCAAAGUCAGCGAGGUGAACGUACUGUGUGACGCUACCGGAAGCAGAAUACCGCAACCUCUGCUUCUUUCUCAUCUAUUUUAUAAGCUGCCACUGGAAGAUGAGGAUGUGAGACGGCUGAAGGACCUCACACAGAAUCACACAAACCUUCAAAAACAUCUAAAGUGUACAUUUUUAAGUGUAAGACUCCAACUGAUAAAAUAUUUGUAAAUAUGAAGUUUCUUGUUUGUUUGGUUUUUUUUCCUUUCAUUUUUUUGGAGUGAAUGAACAAAAUGGCCACAUUUUGUGACGAGCCAGGACAACAGGUGCAGUUUGCGAAGAAGGGGCGGCCGUGCUGAUUUGAUUGAGUUUCGUUUCUUCUUCUCACCAUGCGGACGUUGCGUCGCAUUGAGUGACCGGAGCAGAAAUUCAUCAUGCUGCUUUUCAAAUAGAUGCCCACUCUUUAAAAAUACCACCAAAAAAAAAAACCAUCUUUUUUUUGUGCCAGCAGUUGAAUUGCUACCCUCAUAAUUUUGUCAUGCUUUCAUUUUGAAAGUACACCUUUUCAUUGAAGCAUACGUGAAGUGCUUAGUUUUGCGUGGAUGUUUCGGAAAAGUUCACCUUGCAAUUGUGAGAGGUGUGCCACAAAACGGGAGGCGAAGGGAAGCCGCCAUUGGUCGGCGGCGAGACGAGGCCCUCGAUGAGUUGACUUUUUCCGUGUAGCCGUGUUUACAUGAGGCCACUUUGGUGUGGGUCCCGCACGAGGGCUUUGAUACCAGAAGAUGCCUCGCACACACACACGCGCGCGAAUAAGAUCUUACACUUCGUACGACACUCUCUGCACACUGGCUUUGCCCGUCUUAUGUUUCUGAGGAAGGGAAUAGUUGUCUAUUUUCAACCAAACAAGCUCAUCUGUUUGAAGUCGGUGGUACAAGCGAGCACACGCGCGCGCAUAUAUGCAUGAACUUCCUGCUCGGAUUCUGAAGCAAAGUUGCACCUGUUGUCUACUUUUGUUUUUUCUUCUUUCAUCUGAAAACCAAGAAUGGAAAUGAAGAAAAUUGAUGACAAGUGGCAUUUUGGAAAAAGGUGCUAAAAAAAAGUUGGGGG
Phycodurus eques (leafy seadragon) is the source of this 7262-nucleotide messenger RNA. It is a transcript of the gene nlgn2a, whose product is annotated as neuroligin 2a. Gene Ontology annotation, biological process: synaptic vesicle endocytosis; presynaptic membrane assembly; postsynaptic membrane assembly. Gene Ontology annotation, cellular component: cell surface; postsynaptic specialization membrane; synapse. Gene Ontology annotation, molecular function: signaling receptor activity; neurexin family protein binding. The record is from RefSeq and is a predicted model, not a curated record. Bases 691 to 3177 code for a protein of 828 amino acids. Lineage: Eukaryota; Metazoa; Chordata; Actinopteri; Syngnathiformes; Syngnathidae. The transcript has 7 exons.